AUGAAUUCAAUUGCACGUGGUCAAAAGAUCCCCAUCUUUUCUGCUUCUGGUCUACCUCACGAUGAAAUCGCCGCGCAAAUUUGUCGUCAAGCUGGUUUAGUCAAAUUACCGGGAAAAAGUGUUAUGGAUAGUGAUGUAGAUAAUUUUGCUAUUGUAUUUGCUGCUAUGGGUGUUAAUAUGGAAACUGCUCGAUUUUUCAUGCAAGAUUUUAAAGAAAAUGGUUCAAUGGAAAAUGUCUGCCUGUUUUUAAAUCUUGCAAAUGAUCCUACUAUUGAGCGUAUUAUAACACCGCGAAUUGCUUUGACAACAGCAGAAUAUUUAGCUUAUCAAUGUGAAAAACAUGUACUGGUUAUUCUAACUGAUAUGAGUUCAUAUGCAGAAGCAUUACGUGAGGUUUCAGCAGCUCGUGAAGAAGUGCCAGGUCGUCGUGGUUUUCCAGGUUAUAUGUACACUGAUUUAGCAUCGAUUUAUGAACGAGCUGGUCGUGUUGAAGGUCGAUCAGGAUCAAUUACACAAAUUCCAAUUUUAACUAUGCCUAACGAUGAUAUUACUCAUCCUAUACCAGAUUUAACAGGUUAUAUUACAGAAGGUCAAAUCUAUGUGGAUCGUCAAAUUCAUAAUAGACAGAUCUAUCCACCAAUUAAUGUAUUGCCGUCAUUGUCUCGUCUUAUGAAAUCGGCUAUCGGUGUUGGUAUGACGCGUGAAGAUCAUGCUGAUGUCUCUAAUCAGUUGUAUGCAUGUUAUGCAAUCGGUAAAGAUGUUCAAGCAAUGAAAGCUGUAGUCGGUGAAGAAGCUUUAAGUGCAGAAGAUCUACUCUAUCUGGAAUUUUUAACAAAAUUUGAGAAAAACUUUAUUACUCAAGGUGCAUAUGAAAAUCGUAGUAUAUUUGAUUCAUUAGACAUUGGUUGGGAAUUACUGCGUAUAUUCCCAAAAGAAUUAUUAAAACGUAUACCUGCAAAAAUAUUAGAAAAGUAUUAUCCACGUUAA
Molecule: messenger RNA, 987 nt
Organism: Trichobilharzia regenti
Lineage: Eukaryota; Metazoa; Platyhelminthes; Trematoda; Strigeidida; Schistosomatidae
Source: the annotation of a GenBank genome assembly